CUCCAACAUGGCCUUGUAAGCAAAAUACAAAUACGUUACGAUUCCUCUAAGGAAAUAAGGUUUAUUCAUACGAAGGUAUAUACUCAUUAGAUCUCUAAUGGGCUUUUGCCUGAAGACUACGAUUAAUUAAUUCGUUCUGUUUGUAGGCGUAUUCCAUUUCUAAAAGAAAGAUUGACGGCUACCUCUUCGACGAUUAAAAUACAGAGUGAACAUGAUGUGUGGUCAGAAAACCUUGGUCUUGACCCUGGCAUUGGUCUCCGUCAUGUUGAUGUGUCCUGGUGACUGCCAAGCUUCAUGCUGUUGCCCAACCUUCUGGACUGCAUACAACAGUAGCUGUUACAGAUUGUUCAGUUACAGUAUGAAUUGGCAUGAAGCCGAGGCACAUUGCAACCAAUUCUCCAGACCAUCUCUUGGUGAUGGAGACAGGGAUAGCUUUGCUCAUCUUGUGUCCAUCCAUUCUCCAGAUGAGCACGAUUUCGUUGUUUCUUACUUCAGAUCUACAGGAAUCAAGGAUCAGGGAGAUGAUGAAUCAACUGGGCGUGACAUGUGGGUUGGUUUCCAUGACAUCGCCAGCGAAGGGAACUUCGAGUGGACCGACCGAUCCUCGUUCAACAUGAACGUGUGGUCCCCCGGACAGCCCGACAACUCUGGUUCGAGAGAACACUGCGGGGAGAUUAGAGGCGUCUACGGCUAUAGAUGGAACGACGAACCGUGUGACCGAGUUGCUCAAUACUUCAUGUGCAAGUUACCAGUUUGGUAAAUUGAACGCCUUUCCACGAGGCCGAGGAUUACGUUGGUCUACAUCGAAUUUAUUUUCUUGAACUGCCUAAUCGUUGGGUGAUGACGUCUAAAGACAGGAGUGGUUCUAGGAUUUCGAAGGGGGGGGGGGUAACCUGAUUUUGGCGCCCAUGUGUACCUUUCGAACAAAAGUUCCUUCCAAAUGCAUGUUAAAUUAUCUUGUUUCAUAGUCAAAGAGAAAAAAGGUCAAUUAAAGACCGUUUUUUUUAAUGAUGUGCUCAUGAAAAAAAAAAAAAACGUGAUAUACCUUUUUAAAAAAAUGCGAGCGCGAGCGAUUUUCUGUUGUCUUUUUUAAGCAUUUGGGGGUUAACCAUCUCGCAAUCUUAGAUCAGCUGGGAAGGAUCUUUUAAAUUGUUCUGUUGUUCAGACCAAGUUUUUUUGCCCAUGCUCCCCCUUCACUUUGGAAUACUACCCCAUCUCCUACACCAAAAUUUAAACCACUUUAAAAACAGAUUUAUUUAAGAAGACUUUUAAAUAAGUUAGUACCAUGAUUGCCAGCAAAUUUCUCUCUUUUCUUUGCCUUUUCUGUCUUCUUAAAAAAAGUGCAUAUCAUAAGGGGAUCCAGCAGGGGGUCUGAGGGGCCCCGUCCCCUCCUAUA
Molecule: messenger RNA, 1396 nt
Organism: Lytechinus variegatus (green sea urchin)
Lineage: Eukaryota; Metazoa; Echinodermata; Echinoidea; Temnopleuroida; Toxopneustidae
Product: echinoidin-like
Exons: 3
Coding region: 212-760 (182 amino acids)
Source: RefSeq, a predicted model, not a curated record